Messenger RNA from Dentiscutata erythropus, 159 nucleotides. The record is from the annotation of a GenBank genome assembly. NCBI's taxonomy places the organism in Eukaryota, Fungi, Glomeromycota, Glomeromycetes, Diversisporales, Gigasporaceae.
CUUCAAGAUUUAAAAAAACUCAAUCUGGAAAAAAACCAUCUAAAAGAAAGUUAUUACCUGUUAAUACUACAAGAAAAAGAUCAUGCCAAGACACUAAUCCAUUGGCUACUAAUGAAAUUGUAGUAGAAAUAAAUCCUAUUGCUAAUUUGAAUAAUAAGA